Molecule: messenger RNA, 3494 nt
Organism: Fundulus heteroclitus (mummichog)
Lineage: Eukaryota; Metazoa; Chordata; Actinopteri; Cyprinodontiformes; Fundulidae
Gene: vwc2
Product: von Willebrand factor C domain containing 2
Exons: 4
Coding region: 317-1207 (296 amino acids)
Biological process (GO): negative regulation of BMP signaling pathway
Cellular component (GO): AMPA glutamate receptor complex
Molecular function (GO): protein binding
Source: RefSeq, a predicted model, not a curated record
UGAGAAGUAAAGUGUCAGUGCGAGCGGAGCGGGGACACCAGUGGCUCCGUGGAACCGCGGCGUCCCUUCCCCCUCACCGCCGGGAUUAAAGUUCAGGCCGACGCGCUUCCUCCGUGCGUUUAAACGAGCGUCAGUUCCCGUUUCUCCGCCACAGAUCAUUUGUUGCUGUCCGACAGUCCGGGAGCGGAGCUUCAGCCCGGCGCACUGGCGGAUACGCGCAGACUUCCAGGAUCUCAGAUGGAGCGGCUGGCGCCUGAGAUGUGAGCCGUGUUAUGCGAGCCAAGGUGUCUCCCCACCUUGCCGGAGGUGGGAAGAGAUGCUGCGCCGCGUAGCCAUGGCAGCAGAAGUCCUCCUUCUCCUCGGGUUCCUGGCGAGCGGCGCGCUCUGUGGCCCCGUGGCGAGCCUGCCGCCGGGCCGGGAUCGCCUGGAGAGGGUGCUGGCCCAGUCCCGGGAGGACAAGCCGGGCCCCGAGGAGUACGCCGCGCAGGAAACUGACGCCUUCGGCCCCAACAGGACCGCCCCGGACCUGGCCAGGCCGGACUUCAGGUCCCUGACCGGGGGACUAAAAGGCGGCAAGUCCCAGGAGCAGUGGAGCGAGCAGGACAGUCUCAACCAAAUAGACGAGGGCCCCACCAGCGACGUGGCCCUCUCGCUGGACGCCAUAGACGAGUACGCCUACCCGGACUACAGAGGGAAAGGCUGCAUGGACGAGAGCGGCUUUGUGUUUGCCAUCGGCGAGCAGUUCACGCCGGGCCCCUCGACGUGUCCUUGCCUCUGCACGGACGAGGGCCCUCUGUGCACCAAGCCUGAAUGUCCCAAGGUCCACCCCCGCUGCAUCAAAGUGGACACCAGCCAGUGCUGCCCUCUGUGCAAGGAGAAAAAGAACUACUGCGAGUUUCGGGGCAAGGUCUACGGCUCGCUGGAGGAGUUUAAGGUGUCGCCGUGUGAGAAGUGCCGGUGCGAGCCCAGCGGAGAGGUGCUGUGCUCGGUGUCCGCCUGUCCUCAGACCGAGUGCGUGGACCCGGAGUACGAGCCCGACCAGUGCUGUCCCAUCUGCAAGAGCGGGCCCAACUGCUACGCCGACACAGAGGUGAUACCGGCCGGCCGAGAGGUGAAGAUCGACGACUGCACGAUCUGCUACUGCACCUACGAGGAGGGCACGUGGCAGAUUGAACGGCAGGCCACCUGCAGUAAAAACGAGUGCUAGCAAAGCUAAAGACUGGCACAGGUGAGGAGGGGCAGAGGAGGCGGCAGCCUCGGCAAUCCGCAUGCACACUCCAGGACUGUGAGCCGGUCCACUGAUCAUCAGGGUCGGACAGCGGCGCUCCAAAAAUUCAGCAUUUAUACGUCCGUCACUCCUCUACGACUGAAAAUGCUUUUAUGAAAGUUUCUAAUCUUCGCACAGAUUAUCUAUUUAUCUAUGUAUUAAAUUAUUUCUGAAUAUAUUCAAAAUAUGAAGUCAUGCUAAACUAGUGAUGAAAUAUUUUUUUAUAGUUUCUGUAGUUUAAUAAGCAAUGUACUGGACCAGAGGUCAAUAACUACUAAAGAAUGUACAGAACACACGGGCACACAGCUGUCUCAAUGUCUAAACACGUGGCGUCAUCCUGACCAGACCCGGCACCAGGCCCGACUUCAGUCCAAACGCCACCCUACACCCCACAACACCCCCCCCACCCCCACCGCCACCUGUCCCUACGCCUGAACUGUCCCUACACCGGUCCCAACACCAGGCCCGACCCAAGUCCCUCUACCACCAAAGUGCAGACCAGACCAUCUUUUAUAACCAACGGUGGCCAAAGAUUAGCUGUUAAGAUGAUCAAGCUCUACGUAAAUACAGAGAAGUGCAAAAGUAUUCACACCCCCUUAACAUUUCCACAUUUUGUCUCCUUGGUGGGGGUUUUUUGGGAGGAGGGAUUUCAUGUGAUAGAUCAACACUAAGUGAGUUAGAAGGGGAGAUACAUGUGUCCAGGCCUUUUUAUACAGGUAAAAAUGUGAAAACUGUGAUCUGCAUUUGUAUCCAGCCCCCACGCCACUCUGGCCUCUAUUAAAGAAGAAGAAGAAGAAGAAGCACCUUAAUUGUCCCACAGUGGGGAAAUUCAGGCGUGACAGUGGCAAAAGACACAAAGACGGAGAUAAAGACUAGAUCAGCAGCGAAUAACAAGCUAAUCUAAAGUCAAGUUCUAAAGCAGCAGAGAGUGAACUUACCAGAAAGGCGUAAGAUAAAAAAUAAGAAAACUGCACAAUUAUUGAUGAUAUGCCACGUUGAAAUAAAAUGCAAUAAAAGUUAAACGCAGGAAAUACAGCAGGCAAUUUACAGAAGGAUCAGAGAAAAACAUGCAAUAUGCUUGAUUGUACAAGCGGCACCCCAGAGUAGCUAAAGACAUUUGACGUUUGCUCACGCUUUAACAUAUCUGGGGUGCUGCUUGUAAAUUCUUAAGAAGAAAACCAUUGUUGAGAGAAUCUAAUAAGGCGUUGGAAAUGAAGUCCCUCAGGAAAAACAUUUGUCAUGUAGUCUUCAGAUCUUGUAUGAUGGCAAGAAAAAGCCAUAAGACGUCCAGUUUAAAGUUUGGUGCAAGCCAUUUAGGGGAAAUGCAUCACCCUACUCCUGUCAUGGUGGUGGCAACAUCACGCUGUUGCAGCAGGGACAGGGAAGCUGGUCAAAGUUAAUGGGAAGAUGGAUGGGGCUAAAUACAGGGUAAUGAUGGACGACAAUCAGUCAGAUAAUUCUAAGUGAACAAUAAGUGGAGCAUAAGUGGACAAUAAUAAGUGGAGGUUCACCUUCCAGCUGGAAAACCACCAUAAACAUACAGGCAGGGCUACUAUGGACUAAUUUAGAUUCAACCAAAUUCCUAUGUUAGAGUGGCCUAGUCAAAGCCCAGACUUAAAUACAAUUAUAUAUGGCAAGAAAAAUGCUUUUAAACACUCAGUUUCAUUUAUUUUACAAACAAGCAACAGUAUUUUGUAAUUUAAAUCUCUAAGUCGGUAGAGCUAAACCCAAAAAUACUAACUGAGGGGGGCUGAAUAUCAAUGAAUGCAACAUUUUUAUUUGAAAAAGAAAGGAAUUCAUGUUUUAUUUUUCUCCCACUUUGCCAUUAUUUACUACGUUGUUUUGCUCUCUUGGUCUAUCCCCAAAAAUCCCAGUAAAACACAUUGAAGUUUGCAGUUGUAACAUGAAAAAUGUGAAGGAAAAAAAAAAAAUCAAAGGGAAGUGAUUACUUUGGCGCCAUAGUGUUGCAGUAAAAAGAAUCCAGAGGGUAAUUUAAGAGGACUCGACUGUUUCUGCGUUUCUUUCAUCAUUUCUGGAUGUUGAAAUGUGCUUUGAUUUAAAAGUGCUUUUUUUUGUAUUUCUCUGCGUAUUGAUGUUCAUGUUUGAAAUAAAUGCCAAUCUGUGCUCUGUAAAUGCUCAAAUAGUAACUUUUUAUAGUUCAUGUCGGUGGUGUUUUGUAUUGACGAGUCUUACAAACGAAUAAAAAACGUUCCCGGUUUUAUUUGAA